Molecule: messenger RNA, 2533 nt
Organism: Triticum dicoccoides
Lineage: Eukaryota; Viridiplantae; Streptophyta; Magnoliopsida; Poales; Poaceae
Product: probable peptide/nitrate transporter At3g43790
Exons: 17
Coding region: 829-2091 (420 amino acids)
Biological process (GO): transmembrane transport
Molecular function (GO): transmembrane transporter activity
Source: RefSeq, a predicted model, not a curated record
UCCCGUUCCUUCACGUCCCUUGUUUUUCUUUACCUCGGCUGAUUCCUGUUUUUUCUAACAACUACUACUGCUAGAUAUCUAUCAUGCUCUUAUAAUAGUUACUACUCCCUCGGUCCCAAAAUGUAAGAUCAUUUUUUUUGUUUUUUUGAGGGGAUGUAAGAUCAUUUUUGACAUAUGGGACGGAGGGAGUACAAGGGAACCCCGUUAUUUUCUGUCCCCUUUCGCUUGCUGCAAACGUUUUAAUCAGUUGGAGCAUGUUGUUUAAUUCUUGCGUUCACCGUGGCUCAUUUGUCCAGCCAGCGUGUGGACCGUACUUCUCAACUUCUGAUAUCCAACGUGUUAGUUGUUGCUCUCGUCGUUCUCCCUCUAUUUAGCUCUUUUUUGGCUGAAGCACGCGGGCAGGUUUGGCCUGAAGAAUGCAGGUUUGGCUCUGUUCACUUCCACUUGCUCUUGAGUUCCGAUCAAACUUGCCUUCGUCGGUCCGUGCUUACCAACCUCCUGUUAGUCCUGCCCUCUGCAUCCGCGGCAUGCAACCAUAAUAUCAACGAGGCCAAAGUCGAACAACAAUGGUAGAACCAUUGACUGAACCUCGAAAAAAAACCAUUGACUGAAAAAACACCAACGAUGGAUUCACCUCCUUCUGCGGCAACGCCUUCGAGAAGGGAGAAUGAGCUCACGCUGAUGUCGCCACGUCCAGCCUGAGUUGGCUAGAAGAAUGAUUUCCAUCCUGGAUACUGGGCCCAACCAAUCAAAGCCAGAACAACGGCACGGAGACAACACUUUCAACCAGCGUUGCCUAUACAGUACGUGUUUCCCUUCUUGUAUUUUAUGAUAAGAGACCUGAACAUUGCUAAAGAAGAAGAAGAUAUUGGAUUUUAUGCUGGUUUUGUUGGUGCUUCAUAUAUGCUUGGGAGAGCACUCACCUCUGUAAUAUGGGGAGUUGUGGCUGAUAAGUAUGGGAGGAAACCAGUUCUUCUAAUUACCCUUUUUUCAGUAAUUAUCUUCAAUACACUCUUUGGACUCAGCUCUAGUUACUGGAUGGCAUUAACCACAAGAGGUCUGCUUGGGCUGUUGUCUGGUAUGCUUGGACCAAUGAAGGCUUAUGCUUCAGAAGUAUGUCGGAAAGAACACAGUCACCUGGCAUUAUCACUCAUGUCCUCCUCACGUGGCAUAGGUCUUAUUGUUGGACCAGCCAUUGGUGGUUAUCUUGCACAGCCUGCAGAUAAAUAUCCAGGCAUAUUCUCUGUCAACUCCAUAUUUGGAAGGUUUCCGUACUUUCUCCCUUGUCUUUGUAUAUCACUCCUUGCCAUUGCCGCUGUAAUUGCUUGCUUCUGGCUUCCGGAAACUUUGCAUAAACACACUGAAGACACAAUGUUAAAUAGUUCGACUGAAGCUGUUGAAGAACCUUGUUCUGAUUUAAAUGCUGAACAAAGUGGUAGUGACUGUCUCAGUUUAUUCACAAACUGGCCAUUGAUGUCCACUAUCACUGUAUACUGCAUUUUCUCUCUCCAGGACAUGGCUUAUGCAGAGGUAUUUUCGCUUUGGGCUGUCAGUGACAGAAAAUAUGGUGGACUAAGCUUUUCUUCUCAAGAUGUGGGUAGGGUCCUUUCAAUCUCAGGUCUCUUACUCCUAAUAUAUCAAAUUUUGAUCUAUCCAUUGUUUGCAAACUCUAUAGACCCCAUCACAUUAGUCCGUGCAAUUGCGCUAUUGACAAUACCACUUCUUUCGAGCUAUCCGUUCAUGCCUGCAUUAUCAGGGUCCAUUCUUCAGUUGGCACUAAAUUGUGCGUCUUUUCUGAAGAACUCUUUCUCAGUAACUACCAUGACUGUGUUCAACAUUUUAAUGAAUGAUGCUGUGAGUCAGGACCUAAGAGCCUCAGCCAAUGGCCUUUCUGUAACACUAAUGUCCAUCUUUAAAACUAUCGCUCCAGCUGUUGCAGGAGUUAUAUUCUCAUGGGCUCAGAGGCGUCAAACAGCUCCAUUUCUUCCAGGCGACCACUUGGUGUUCUUUAUGCUGAAUGUGUUCACGGUUAUCGGUCUUAUGCUCACCUUCAGACCGUUCUACGCUAGAAAUGGCACGUCGAAUCAUUAAUGUAGUGACACCAUACAUUAGGACCUGGACAAGGACCAAGAUCUAACAGUUUGGCUCUUCGCUAUUUUAGCGACACGAUCUUCCAUAUUACGGGUUCUUUCUUGAAGUGCCUGCACUUCAUUAGUUACCAACAAUUUUCGUGGUCAGUUGACCAAGUAGGUUAUCAUGAGACUUUGAGAUAUUGGUAUAGGUUUUGCUCUACUUGGUUUGAGCAGUCAUAAAAGCGUCGAGGGUUUCUUCAACUGAAGGUCUAUUACCUGUGCUUGUCCUAUAAUUAUUUGAUGCUCCUUGGUUGGUUGGUUAUGGUGGUUUAGGAUAAUUAUUUGAAGCAUAAUUUUGGUUCCUCAAAUUGGGGUUGUAAUUAUUAUGAGCUAUGAGGAUAACAUUUACCUCUUCUUUACCUUUGAUCAUGCCAAUCAGUUCAUCGAUUUUUUGGCGGUUA